Messenger RNA from Folsomia candida, 3777 nucleotides. RefSeq lists its product as uncharacterized. The coding region runs from base 1283 to 3490 and encodes 735 amino acids. The transcript is spliced from 3 exons. Lineage: Eukaryota; Metazoa; Arthropoda; Collembola; Entomobryomorpha; Isotomidae. The record is from RefSeq and is a predicted model, not a curated record.
CAAUUGGUGUACUGGGUUGUUCUCAACACCGAUAUGCACAGUGAGUAUGCCAGAAAAGAGCCAUAGUGGUACACGUCUGUGAAACAAGAACAGCAUCACAUUUCCUUGCUGUACUCCGUUUUGAGAACAUCGUCCUAUUUUUAUUCCUGUUCUUCUAUUUUCUCGUGCUAGUACACACACUCAUCAUUUCAUUGUAUAAUUUAUUAUAUUAUUCGCUGUACGUAUCAACCACGAAUCUCAGCUCAAUUGUAGGUUUUUGGGUUCGGUAGGUUCUGAAUUGAAACCAAGUCAAAAGUACAAGUUUGUUGACACGACACGUGCAUUUCAAAGCUCACACAUUACAUACGACACACCAUUUUCACAAUAAAUCAAUAAAUACAAAUUUACAUUUCAUGUGCGUAGAAUCAAUCCUCAACCACAUUGACUGACUGCUUGAGGUGAACUUCCGUGUUGAACAACUUUCACUCGAGUGAGUGGUAGGUAGCAUUAAGUACUUAAAUUGAACAAUUUGCUCACUUAUCCAUUCUCCACAAAAUUUUGUGUCAAAGAAGUCUUUACAACUGGUAUGUAGCGUCACUCCUCUCGUCUAAUUCUGGGGAUGACUACAAUAAAAAGGAAGCAGGAAUCACACAUAAGACGAAAGUGCAGUAGAUUGUGAGUCGCAGCAGCCAAACUGGCUGGCACACAGUCGUCAUUAUUCAGUUGUGUGUAACGAUUAUUCUCUGUCAAUUCGCCAAAAGCGGUAGUUGACCAACCUCUCGAGUUACCAGUUAAACGGACCUUUAUAUCAUUGAUAUUAUGUAAGAGCCAACUUUGGCAAUCGUGCCCGUGUUUCAAUUUGUACUUCAAAUCCGUUUUAUAUUGGUCUCAAAAUACCCUUGGACCUUUGGCCCGAUCACUGCAUUGUUUCAGAGCACGUACUAAACUCCUCCAAUCUCCAUUAUGCUUUUGUAGAUAGUGGUGAAACAUAAAUUUCGCGUUUGUAACAGCAACGCCUCUCUGAACUCUUCGACAAGGAGGGAGUGAAGUGCAAGAGAAAGUAUAAGAAAGUGACUUGAUAUACUUUAAUAAUGUCGUUUAUGGGGCAUACCAUCAUAAUCAUAAUAAUGCCAAAGUCCUUUCCACACUUGGCAUUUCAAGAGCUUCUGGGGCUUAUACUUUAAUGUCAGCGUGCAGCGGGUAGUUCUCCAAAAAACUGAGAAAUUCUCAUUUUUGCCACAGGACAAGGCAGUCAUGUUUUCCUCAUGGUUGUGAAAGGUCGUGACACAAUUUCGUCGACAAAAUGACUUUGGAAAAGUGUAUAAAAAUAAAUGACUCCUUAUCCAACACAAUGACCAAGCCAGAUUGCUCACAAACGACGCCUGACCAUCCCAUAAAAGCAGCAACAGUAGACGCACUUCCUCCCAAACACGUCCCCUCCACUACUAAUGACGCUGAUCCAGAUUUCAUCUGCCCUGUAUGCUCGUCCCCUAGCAUCAGCUCAUGUCGAAAUUGCAAGAAAAUCAGCUAUUGUGGGAAAGCUCACCAACGGCUUCACUGGAGAGUGCACAGGGCAGAGUGUUUUCCUCUGAUUCACCAGUAUGACCCCCACAUCCUGGGAAGCCGGCUUAUUGCCACAAGGAACAUCAAACCGGGAGAAAUAAUUUGGACAGAGAAAGCUCUACUCUCCGGCCCGGCUCUUCCCACUGCAAUUUCCCGUAGUAGCAGCUACAGACGAGGGGAAGGAGAAGAAGAGAAAGCAGAUUCAGCAGCAUGUUCCACCAAUCCAGCAGAAGAACUUGUUUGUCUAGGAUGCUUUCAAGUCGUAAACACGGAUUAUCGCUGCCCUUGCUGCUCUUUGCCACUGUGUGGUCCAAACUGUGUGGGAGAUCAUGUUGAGCUGGAGUGCAAAAUAUUUACAUCACUCCGGCAUGAACAACAACUGGUGGAUGGCUCGUCUCACCUGGCGGAAGGGCCGACGAGGCGUCCGCGGUGGGACGGAAAAUGUUACCACGGAGUCAUUACAAUCAUCCGGGGAGUUCUCCUCAAAGAAGUCGAUCCUCCCAGAUGGAAAAAGCUAUUGGAACUUGACGAGAUGUGGAAUGGGAAAGAAUGUGAUAAUUCUAAAAAAACAUCCAGCGCCACUAACUUUGGUCAAUUUUGCCAUGAAUUUAUCAUGAGCCUCGGUCUACUUAAUGUUACGAAUGAAGACGUUGCCCUCGUUUUGAGGGUCAUAUCUUACCGACGCUGUGAAGUUUAUGAUCCUCCUUCUCGUGACUUAUGGGAAAGACAUUGCUGGACCUCGAAGCCGCAUGCCUUUCACCUAUUUUACACUGCGUGCCAAGCCACUCCUAGCUGUGUUCCAAACUCUUCAUGGAUUAUUCAACGAGAUUCAACUACUUCAACUCCGACUACCCAAAUUCACUUACGAGCUUUAUUGCCAAUUCAGUUUGGGAGGACGGUUACCUUAUCAUAUGCAAAUGCAGAAAAGGGUAUAAAAGACCGUCAAGCAUUGUUGCCGAGGCAUGGUGAAAGCACUGUCUCAUGUGAAUGUGAAAGAUGCAAAGACCCUGAAGAGCUGGCCACUUUCUUCUCUGCGAUAAAAUGUCCGGGAGACCACCAUGAAAAUUCCUCCAAGUCACUCACCACCACAGUUCCUAUUUCUGAAGCCCCCGGUACUGACAUGUGUGCUUCUCCUACUACUUUAACCACCAACUGGUUACUUCCCACCACUGUUCAAGUCCCACUAAAACAGGAUGAGAACCAUGCAAGUCGGUUCAAGAAGGAGCUGAUGUGGCAAUGUCACGACUGCGGGUUAACCAAGGAUUCCAACUACUACAACCAAGUUGUAUCCCAUGUAGAAAAAGACUUUUGUGAUAUUUGUUUUGUUUCUCAAACUAAAGAGGAAAAAGUUGGCCGAGCAUGGAGAACUUCACUAAUUGAAAACUUGGAAAGUUUAAGUCAAAAAUAUUCCGACUGUUUCUCCGUGCAUCCCAAUCACUGUGCGAUUUACGAGGUUGAAAUGUUCACAUUAGAACUCAUGUCCUCCCAACUUGCCGACCUGAACGGAACGUUGACGGAUGCAAAAUGGACGCUGUUGGUGGAACGAUUUACCAGCCUUUGCAGAAAAUGGUUGGAAGUUGCUGAUGUUUUAUGGCCUGGCUUAUCUCGUCAGAGAGGCCAACUGCUCUACUACUACCAACAAGCUUUGGUCAUUCAACUGAUACUUUCGAUCUCACGUAGGAUGAGAGGAGGAGGAGAGGAUGACGACGAGACGAUUGGUGAGCAAGAGUUGGGUUCUAGCGAGAAGUUGGAAGAUUUCUCAAAAAUUCAACAAUCUCUUCUAGAGAAGGAAUUUCUUAAGAUUCUAAAUAUUCGUAAAGUUGUAGUGAAUAUUUUCUGCUACGAUGAUAAUGCAACUAUUGGAAGAAAAUAUGCCAACAGUUUAGUACUCAAAUGCCCUGAAAUUGAAAUUCUCAAACAUUACGUCUUUCAAACAAACAAAGCCUGACAUGACUUGGUAAACCAUGAGCAAAUUAUAUUUACUAGCAAAAAUAUAGUACGUAUUGUGUAUUUAUCUAGUAAAAUGUCCUCUAAUACCACCGAAGUACAUGACUAUAAUAGGACGCACGUAGUAUUUAGUUGUAGAAAUAGAUGUCAGCAGAAUUACAUAAGCAAUUAAAUCUUUCUCAAUGGCAGUGUCUUCUUUAAAUAAGACAUGCAAUUUAGAUAUGUAAAUACAAUAAACAAUUAAAAUAUGCGCAAUAAAUCGUGCAGAAGUACGUACUACAAGAAGAA